AUGAGAAUGGAAGGCAGCGAGGUCAAAUGUCACCUGUCACUCGCGGAAAAAAAGCUGCCCUUCAAGCCGCCGCCUAAGCCCUGCACGGGUCACGGAUUGUUGGUAAGGGGGGCAUUAUCAGGUCAUGACGAGACCCGUUUGGCGCAAGGCACCAUGCAGCGAAUGGCAGUGGCUAAGUAUAGCUUAGCAGCAGCAGCAGCAGCAGCAGCAGCAGCAGCAGCAGCAGCAGCAGCAGCAGCAGCAGCAGCAGCAGCAGCAGCAGCAGCAGCAGCAGCAGCAGCAGCAGCAGCAGCAGCAGCAGCAGCAGCAGCAGCAGCAGCAGCAGCAGCAGCAGCAGCAGCAGCAGCAGCAGCAGCAGCAGCAGCAGCAGCAACAAAGGCAGCAGCAGCAGCAGCAGCAGCAGCAGCAGCAGCAGCAGCAGCAGCAGCAGCAGCAGCAGCAGCAGCAGCAGCAGCAGCAGCAGCAGCAGCAGCAGCAGCAGCAGCAGCAGCAGCAGCAGCAGCAGCAGCAGCAGCAGCAGCAGCAGCAGCAGCAGCAGCAGCAGCAGCAGCAGCAGCAGCAGCAGCAGCAGCAGCAGCAGCAGCAGCAGCAGCAGCAGCAGCAGCAGCAGCAGCAGCAGCAGCAGCAGCAGCAGCAGCAGCAGCAGCAGCAGCAGCAGCAGCAGCAGCAGCAGCAGCAGCAGCAGCAGCAGCAGCAGCAGCAGCAGCAGCAGCAGCAGCAGCAGCAGCAGCAGCAGCAGCAGCAGCAGCAGCAGCAGCAGCAGCAGCAGCAGCAGCAGCAGCAGCAGCAGCAGCAGCAGCAGCAGCAGCAGCAGCAGCAGCAGCAGCAGCAGCAGCAGCAGCAGCAGCAGCAGCAGCAGCAGCAGCAGCAGCAGCAGCAGCAGCAGCAGCAGCAGCAGCAGCAGCAGCAGCAGCAGCAGCAGCAGCAGCAGCAGCAGCAGCAGCAGCAGCAGCAGCAGCAGCAGCAGCAGCAGCAGCAGCAGCAGCAGCAGCAGCAGCAGCAGCAGCAGCAGCAGCAGCAGCAGCAGCAGCAGCAGCAGCAGCAGCAGCAGCAGCAGCAGUAGCAGUAGCAGUAGCAGUAGCAGCAGCAGCAGCAGGAGCAGCAGCAGCAGCAGCAGCAGCAGCAGCAGCAGCAGCAGUAGCAGUAGCAGUAUCGUCGUCGUCGUCGUCGUCGUCGUCGUCGUCGUCGUCGUCGUCGUCGUCGUCGUCGUCGUCGUCGUCGUCGUCGUCGUCGUCGUCGUCGUCGUCGUCGUCGUCGUCGUCGUCGUCGUCGUCGUCGUCGUCGUCGUCGUCGUCGUCGUCGUCGUCGUCGUCGUCGUCGUCGUCGUCGUCGUCGUCGUCGUCGUCGUCGUCGUCGUCGUCGUCGUCGUCGUCGUCGUCGUCGUCGUCGUCGUCGUCGUCGUCGUCGUCGUCGUCCCUCGGGUGCCUGCGCGUCGAACGGCCGGUGGAGAUUUGCGACGUCUCCGGCAAUUCUGCGCCGGAAGGCUGA
Molecule: messenger RNA, 1488 nt
Organism: Closterium sp. Yama58-4
Lineage: Eukaryota; Viridiplantae; Streptophyta; Zygnematophyceae; Desmidiales; Closteriaceae
Source: the annotation of a GenBank genome assembly